GCGAAAUUGAGCUAUAAAUCCUCCUGGAGACGAGUUAUCCUCCGCCCGGCCCUCUUCUCACAUUUUUACAACAACGCGGGAAAUGCAGAAAACAGACGUUUGUGCACGAGCGGCUAGUCAUGCACAGACUGCAGCGCUGUCAACCUCAUCUGACACGAAGAUGAUGUAACCAAUACAACGUUACCCAAAAUGGCGGAACAACACCGAGAAGCCCAGGGGGAUGCAGACAGUGAAGGUGAGGCCUAUGAGGUUGUGGACUUGACAGAGUACGCGCACAGUCACCAGUGGUGGAGCAGAGUUUUUGGGAGCAACUCUGGCCCUAUUGCAGAGAAGUACUCUGUGGCCACUCAGAUCAUGAUGGGUGGGGUCACUGGCUGGUGUGCUGGAUAUCUUUUUCAGAGGGUGGGGAAAAUAGCUGCUACUGCAGUAGGUGGAGGGUUUCUCUUAUUGCAGAUUGCAAAUCAUAGUGGCUAUGUGCAAGUUGACUGGAAGAAAGUGGAGAAAGAUGUAAACAAAGCCAAGCGACAUUUGAAUAAGAAGGCCAACAAAGCAGUCCCUGAAAUAAACACCUUCAUUGAGGGGGCUACAGAGUUUGUCAAGAGGAACAUCGUGCUGUCCAGUGGGUUUGCUGGCGGAUUCUUGUUGGGUGUUGCCUCCUGAGCCGAACUGUUACAGGCCUGUGAAGCAGAACUACACUAAUGCUGUGAGAACGUCUCGGCUGUGAACCUCUGGAAGCUCUACUGUACCCUCUUACUUGGUUUACUGUACUGUCAUUUUGCCAAUUGAUUAAUGAAUCUGCAAGGCUGUCAGUCUUGUAUAUUCAGUGAUGUUUGGAAUGGAUGUGGAAGCUCGUAUUUUCCCUUCUACACACUGACAAACCUGGACACUCCCCAGUCUUCAAUAUAAUGAUGUGCAACUGUACUCGUCAUCAUACCACCACAUAUUUGUAUAUAUUACAGGCAUCUGAAGACAGAAGAGAAAGCAAAUGUCAAAGGAUCACAGAAAAGUACACAGUAAUUGUAACUCCUAAGCUAUUCCUUAUUCAGCAGUGCAGAUGUUGUGUGUUGUUACUGCAAGAAAUGUGUUACUGUCUGUUUUAUGUGUUAAGUUAAAUAAUGUCAUAUCUUUUUCUACUAAUAUCUCUGUGUACUGUAUAGCGAUCACGUUUAUACGGGUACUUGAUACAUAGUCAAUAAAUAUAAUUUCCGGGCUCUUA
This is a messenger RNA of Pygocentrus nattereri (red-bellied piranha), 1216 nucleotides long. Its product is annotated as FUN14 domain-containing protein 1-like. The transcript is spliced from 6 exons. Lineage: Eukaryota; Metazoa; Chordata; Actinopteri; Characiformes; Serrasalmidae. Gene Ontology annotation, biological process: autophagy of mitochondrion. The record is from RefSeq and is a predicted model, not a curated record. Gene Ontology annotation, cellular component: mitochondrial outer membrane. The coding region runs from base 190 to 660 and encodes 156 amino acids.